AUAAGCAGCAUUUUGUGCAAAGUCAUGCGAUGAAGAGUCGAAUUCUUCACCUCCGGUUGUGAGGUGAUCGGCAUUGCCUGGACAUGUCGGGUCCAUCCAUGUCUCCAUGGAGUCCUCUUCUUGAGUUUUUGACCGCCAGGAACCAAAUUUUGCUGAAGUCCUUCCUGUGAUUUGGGACUUAAUAAAGAUCAAAAGUUGAGUCCUUGAAAGGUUUUGUAGGCUGCGAAAGUUGACAGCUUCCCUAGUGCUGAUGUUCACCUAGCUUUCUAUGUAAUGGAUUCUGGUAUCCUGUCAGGAUGUCUCUGGUGAAGUUAUAGCAAUUAAAAUCCUCGCCAAUUGAAGUUUUGAUUUCGGGAAACUUGUAAAUCUUCCAAAAAUGGCACUUGCUUCUACCGAAAAAGUGAUUCUCGGGUCUAUUGCCUUUGCGAUAUUCUGGGUAUUGGCCGUUUUCCCAUCUGUGCCAUUCCUACCUGUAGGAAGAACAGCAGGUUCGCUCCUUGGAGCGAUGCUUAUGGUGAUUUUCCGGGUCAUAACCCCAGAGCAAGCUUAUGCUGCCAUUGACCUCCCAAUCCUUGGCCUUCUCUUUGGGACGAUGGUGGUUAGUGUAUAUCUGGAAAAGGCCGAUAUGUUCAAUUAUCUGGGUAAAUUGCUCUCCUGGAAAAGCAAGGGAGCACAUGACUUGCUUUGUCGGAUUUGCUUGAUCUCCGCCAUUUCAAGUGCUCUCUUCACAAAUGAUACGUCUUGUGUUGUUCUGACUGAGUUUGUGCUUAAAAUAGCUAGGCAACACAAUCUCCCGCCGCAUCCUUUUUUACUUGCCCUCGCCUCGAGCGCCAAUAUUGGGUCUUCGGCGACUCCCAUUGGGAAUCCUCAAAAUUUAGUCAUAGCCAUACAGAGUAAGAUCUCAUUUGGGAGCUUUCUCGUCGGACUCCUUCCUCCAAUGGCGAUCGGGGUUCUUGUCAAUGCGCUGAUUCUUCUAUGCAUGUACUGGAAGCUACUGUCCGUCCAAAAGGACGAAGAACACGCAGCUUCUGAAGUAGUGGCUGAGGAAGAUGUGAGUUCUCAUCGAUUUUCGCCUGCCACAAUGUCACACUUCACAUACCUAAACUCGCAAGAAGAGAACUCUAGGUUCGAGCCAAUGGACAUACAGAGCCCUCCCUCAACCGUAAAUGGGAAUGCAAAUCAAGUCGAGUCGCUUAGAAACCGGUUGACUUCUUAUGAGAAUGAAAUUCACCAGGUCUCAAGCAGUGCGCCUGCCUUGGCUAGGAACUCAACUGCAUCGGAAGAGACGCUUCACAACGGUGCUUCUCAGAAAAAGCAUGAAACGGCUGCUUCCAAGGAAGUCGUAUCUGUCAACGGGUUGAAUGAUGUGUUCCCAGUGAAGCAUUCGGAGGGGAAGGAAACACUUGCCUCUCGAUAUAAGAGGAUAUUGUGGAAAUCACGCGUUUACCUUGUCACCAUCGGUAUGCUGAUCUCUUUGUUGAUGGGUCUGAAUAUGUCUUGGACAGCUAUAACCGCCGCCCUGGCCCUCGUAGUUCUCGAGUUUAAAGAUGCUCAGUCUUGUCUAGAGAAGGUCUCCUACUCUCUGUUGAUAUUCUUUUGUGGAAUGUUCAUCACGGUCGAUGGAUUCAACAGAACUGGAAUUCCAAGCACUCUCUGGGACUGGAUGGAGCCACAUGCCAAAGUCAAUUUCACUAGCGGGAUAGCUGUUCUUGCUGUUGUCAUUUUGGUGCUGUCGAAUGUCGCUUCGAAUGUGCCAACUGUUCUCUUGCUUGGAAGCCAGGUGGCUGCAUCGGCGGCUGCUAUUUCAGCCACGAACGAGAAGAAGUCAUGGCUCAUAUUAGCUUGGGUGAGCACCGUUGCAGGGAAUCUCUCACUGCUUGGAUCGGCGGCCAACUUGAUUGUGUGUGAACAGGCUCGCCGUGCCCCGGACCUCGGCUACACUCUAUCCUUUUGGAACCACUUGAAGUUUGGAGUCCCUUCCACCAUUAUUAUAACUGCCAUAGGUUUGGCACUGAUAAGAUGACAAGAAGUAACUAAUAGCAUCUCUAGUGAAUGCUCAAUAGAUCUUUUAAUUAAGGCAAUUCUCACUGAAUUC
This is a messenger RNA of Eucalyptus grandis, 2095 nucleotides long. Its product is annotated as silicon efflux transporter LSI2-like. Gene Ontology annotation, biological process: arsenite transport; transmembrane transport. Gene Ontology annotation, molecular function: arsenite transmembrane transporter activity. Gene Ontology annotation, cellular component: membrane. The coding region runs from base 377 to 2023 and encodes 548 amino acids. The record is from RefSeq and is a predicted model, not a curated record. NCBI's taxonomy places the organism in Eukaryota, Viridiplantae, Streptophyta, Magnoliopsida, Myrtales, Myrtaceae. The transcript has 4 exons.